Sceloporus undulatus (fence lizard) is the source of this 11966-nucleotide messenger RNA. RefSeq names its product lysosomal trafficking regulator (gene LYST). The coding region runs from base 259 to 11556 and encodes 3765 amino acids. Gene Ontology annotation, biological process: intracellular protein localization. Gene Ontology annotation, molecular function: protein kinase binding. NCBI's taxonomy places the organism in Eukaryota, Metazoa, Chordata, Lepidosauria, Squamata, Phrynosomatidae. Gene Ontology annotation, cellular component: cytosol; membrane. The transcript is spliced from 53 exons. The record is from RefSeq and is a predicted model, not a curated record.
GGGCGGUCCUUGGGUUGCCUUGGCGACUCGGAGGGGAGGCGGGCGGGAGAGAGAGGAUUCCUUCCUGACAUGGGCAGCCAGUGGUGCCGCUGGGGGACUCGGCCGCUGUCACAGGGAUAGGAAGAGCCCAGGAGGAGGAAGAGGCAGCGGCGGCGGCGGCUGAGGGACUGCGCGGGCGGCGGAGGCGGCAGGGGUAUAGUAAGAAUAACCUAUUUAUUAUACCAUCAAUGAGAGAAGAACUAUAACCUCUGCUCAGACAUGAGCAGUGCUAGUAACUCACUAGCACGUGAAUUUUUGUCAGAUGUCAGCCAUCUUUGCAAUGCAGUGGACCAAAGGGUGGAAGCCAGGGAGGAGGAAGAGGAGAAAACACACAUAGCAGCACUAGGGCAAUACCUUGUCAACGGCCGUGGAUUCGUUUUGCUUACUAAACUUAAUUCCAUAAUUGAUCAGGAGCUGACCUGUCGAGAAGACCUCCUUACUCUUCUCUUGUCACUUCUGCCACUCGUAUGGAAAAUACCUGUAGAGGAAGAAAAGGCAAUAGAUUUUAACCUGCCUUUCUCUGUUGAUAUAUGCUUGACCAAAGAGGCAACUAGUAGUUCUCUCAAAUCUACUCAGGAAAAACAAAACGUAGAAGAAAAUUCUCAUCUGUCUGCUCAGGCACCUGUAAAAUUGAAUUCUACUUCCUGGAAAAGUCGACGUCAGCGUAAAACUACCCAUCGCUAUUCUGUGAGGGAAGCAAGGAAAUCCCAGCUGUCCACUUCUGAUUCAGAAGGCAAUUCAGAUGAGAAGACUUCUGUAAUGAUGAAGUAUAGGAGAUCACAACUCCUGCAGCCUUUUGUAACAAAUCCACCUAAGGAACAGUUUGUUGCAGGUAGAUGUCACCUUCUGGAAACUGAAGAUGUCCAGAGUUGCAACAUAAGUGCAGACAAUGCUGAUAACUCCAAGCAAAUCAUUCCAGAAACCAGUUCUCAAGCUUUUGAUGAUCAAGCAACAUCAUCUGUCAGCUACCUAGACAAUUCUCCCUUUGACUUGUGUCUUGUCUUACUGUCUUUGCUAGAAAAAGUGUGCAAGUUUGAUAUUGCUUUGAACCACAAAUCUCCUUUGGCAGCAAAUGUUGUAUCUACACUAACAGAACUAUUAUCAAAACUUGGAGAGUGUUACAAUGCAUGUAGUGCUGCUGAAAAUGAGGUUGUUUCCUCAAGCUGGACAGAGGAACCUGUUGCUCUGGUUCAGAGGAUGCUCUUUAGGACAGUGUUACAUCUUAUAGCAAUGAAUGUUAACAAUACUGACACUAUGCCAGUCAAUUUGAAAAAAAAUAUUACUGAUCUACUUAAAGCAGCCUUAACAACAAAAUGUUUACUGGAAAAAGCAUACAAUCCUUUUGCUUCAAGACAACAGGAGAUUCAAGGUUACCUUGCUUUUUCAUGGUAUCGCCACAGGGCUCUCCUUUUGCCAGAGUUUAUAGACGGAGUUUUGCAAAUCCUGAUUGGCUGCCUUCAAAAUGCAGCCUCCAAUCCAAUUUAUUUUAGUCAAGCAAUGGAUCUGGUUCAUGAAUUCAUACAACACCAAGGAUUUAAACUGUUUGAAGCUACGGUACUCCAGAUGGAAUGGCUGGUUGCAAGGGACACCAAGAUAAACACGGAGGCACCAGAGUAUCUCAAAGCUCUUAUCAAUAGCAUUAUGAAAAUAAUUAGCACUGUUAAAAAAGUGAAGUCAGAACAACUUCAUCAGUCUGUCUGUACGAGAAAACGACACAGGCGAUGUGAGUACUCUCACUUCAUGCAUCACCACAGAGACUUGUCAGGGUUACCAGUUUCUACUUUUAAAAAUCAAGUCUCUAAGAGCCCGUUUGAGGAAACAGCUGAUGGGGAAGUUCACUAUCCUGACCGGUGUUGCUGCAUUGCUGUUUGUGCUCACCAGUGUCUGCGACUGUUGGAGCAUCUUUCUCUUGGAAACACAUGUUUUCAAAUCUUAUCUGGUGUCCAUAAUGUGGGUAUAUGUUGUUGCAUGGACCCCAGGUCUGUAAUUAACCCAUUGCUUCAUUCUUUCAAAUCACAAAUGUUAAAAAACUUUCAGCCACAUAUAUUAAGCAUCCUUAAUAAGUUUAUAUUGGACCAACUAGGGGGGGCACAAGUUUCUCAGACACUGACUCAGGCCUCCUGCAACAUUUGUACUAUUGACUGUGAUCAGCUUGCUGAACUAGAUGAGGUUCUCCAUGGCAAUGCUGCUGAGGUUAUUUCUGCUCCGAGCUCUUCAGCUCCUUACAGAUUUCAAGGAAUUUUGCCUAGUAGAGGAUCUGAAGAUAUGUUGCUAAAGUGGGAUGCCUUGGAAGCAUAUCAGAGCCUUGUCUUCGAAGAAGAUGAUAAACUGCGUUGUAUGCAGAUAGCUAGUCAUGUGUGCAAUUUGAUCCAAAAAGGCAAUGAAGUUAUUCAGUGGAAACUGUACAAUUAUAUAUUCAGCCCAGUUCUCCAGAGAGGUGUUGAACUAGCUCAUUUUGCCCAACAGCAAGGUUGUGCUACAGCUUUCAGUCAGACAGGCAGUUACCAUAAAAAAUGUUUCCCUGAAGAAGUGCUUCAAAUCUAUUUGCAGACAUUGCCUGCACUCUUUAAAUCCAGAAUAAUACGAGAGCUAUUCUUAAACUGCAAUGGAGUAAAUCAGAUGACUGAGCUAAAUUACUUGGACUGUGUAAGAACUAAUUCCUUGAAAGUAUUUGAAACGUUAAUAUUUUGCCUUGGAGACCAGCAGACGGAGCAGUUGAUGCCAGACCUAGACAGUUUAGAUAAUGAGCAAAAGAGGCCUGCAUUAGACCUUGCUGCUUUAGUUCAUCAGCAGCAAGAAACUUCAUAUACACCUCAAAGUCUAAGCAAAUUUUAUGCUGGACUCAAAGAAGACUAUCCAAAGAAGAAGAAAGCAGUAAGCCAAGAUGUUCAUGUCAACAUGAUAAACAUAUUUCUCUGUAUUGCUUUUUUAUGCAUCAGUAAAGAAGCAGAUGCUGAUCGAGAUUCAGCCAAUGAUUCUGAAGAUACGUCAGGCUAUGAUAGUACAGCGAGUGAACCCUUGAGCCACAGGCUGCCGUGUCUGUCUCCAGAGAGUCUCUCUUUACCUUCCUUGGAACACAUUCAUAGGGCAGCAGACAUUUGGUCAAUGUGCCGCUGGAUCUAUUUGUCCAGCUCAAUUUUCCAAAGACAGUUCCACAGGCUUGGUGGCUUUGAAGUGUGUUAUAGAUUAAUAGCAAUGAUCAUCCAGAAACUUGCAAUAAAUGGAACAAAGGAACAAGGUGAACAGAGUGGUUCAUCACAGUUGAUCCUGAGUAAUGAGAGAGCUUCAUCAGACCAUGAUAGCCUUGAUGAAAAUUUUGACAGUGAAGAGCAACAUGAAUGGCUUUCCUAUAAGCAGGCAAAUGCAAAUCAAACAUCAGCUGAAGGCACAACAGAAUCAAAAAGAACUUCAAUUCAAGAUCAUGAGUGGUCGCUGCAAGGUAUAAGACUUUUGGAAGCUCUAUUAGCAAUUUGUUUACACAGUGCAAAUAAUUUCCAGCAGAAGACAGAAACAGAAUCUCUUCUCCAGAAUGCUUGCACUGAAGAUAUAUUACUUGAAAUGAGAGACCAUCUUACGAAAUCUAGAAUAAUGGAAACUAGCUUAGUGAAGCCUUUAUUUGAUUCCUUGCUUCGGGUUGCACUAGGAACCUAUUUUGCUGAUCUGGAUCAUUCAGAAGAAAAGAAAGAAAAGAUCCAUCAAUCUGAAAAGGAGCUUGCACCUCAGGCUGGUGAUAUAUCUGAAGAAGCAGAAGAGUCACAGUGCUGUAGCCUUAAAUUUUUUGCAGAAGAAGAAGGUUAUGAUGCAGAUAGUGAAAGUAAUCCUGAUGACAGCGAAAGCCAAGAUGAAGGGACAGACAUUAAGAGAGAAAAAGGAUGCUUUGGCUUUCCCAGUUUUCCCAGUGACCUAGCUGAACACCUCAUUCAAGGAGAAUUGAUAUUCCCUGAAAUCUGCAUGUUGGAAUUACAUUUACUCUCAGUUGGCAACCCAAGCCUAGAUGUUCUUACUCAUGUCUUCCAGAGCUUCUUGAAAGUAAUCAGGCUGAAGGGGGAAAAUGCAACCUUACUUAUACAACAGGGUGCAGUAAAAAGUAUCUUGGGAGGAUUCCUUCACAUACUGACACAGACAGAUUCCAGUUUUCAUGAAUGUCAGGAGGUACUGGUGGAUCUAUUGGUGUCUCUGAUGAGCUCAAGAACAUGUGCAGAAGAGCUAACUCUUCUCUUAAGGAUCUUUUUAGAAAAAACUCCAUCUACGACUACACUGCUUAAAGGAAUUUUGAAGAUUUUGGAGGCAAAUGCUGACAUGAGGCCUUUACAGUAUAUCCCAUUUCCUUUACAUCAUAUACCAAGUUUAGGCAGCAGCCCUUCCCAAAAACCAACUCUCACUCCCAACAGCAAGACCAUAGGGCUACUAAGACGAUCAAAGUUUUCACAGAUAAAGAAGGACCCAGAGAGUGAGAGUUUGCCUCACCAUCUUCUUUCUUCUUGGCAUGUUGCUCCAAUCCAUUUGCCUUUGGUCGGGCAAAACUGUUGGCCACAUAUGUCUGAAGGCUUUAGCAUCUCAUUGUGGUUUUGUGUGGAAUGUGUUCAUGUAGCAGACAGUUGUUUGGAGAAAGUAAAAAGAAUGAAACGGAGGAGCAAAUCACUAAUUUCACAUGACAGCAGUUUUGAUGAUACCGAAGAAAGUAAACCUGGAGUUGAUUAUGUCAAUUUGGGAGACAAACUUCUAGAAGAUGGCUGCCUUCACAUAUUCUCAUUGGGAUCCAAAGCAUUGAUGAUUCAAGUGUGGGCGAAUGUGAACACUGGAGCUUUUACGUUUCGUAUGUGCAUGGAUCCAAAUGAUGAAAUGAAAGCUGGCUUACUAGCGCAAGUUGAAACACCAGAGAAUACAUUUCUUACAGGCAAAUGGCAGCAUUUGGCAUUAACAUACCUGCAACAGCCAGAAAGCAAGAAAAAUAUCCAUGGAACACUUUCACUAUGGAUUUCUGGUCAGAGAAAACCUGAAAUUAGUUUAGAUUAUACACUUCCAAGGAAAACAAGCUUAUCAUCUGACAGUAAUAAGACCUUCUGUAUGACUGGACAUUAUGCAGCUUCCCAAGAUGAAUUUUUGCAAUUGGCUGGGAGAUGGGACCUGGGAAAUUUCCUUCUCUUCAAUGGUGCAAAAAUUGGUCCAGAAGAAGCAUUUUAUCUCUAUGCUUGUGGUCCAGACUUUACCUCUUUAAUGCCAUGCAAAUAUGGUAAAUCAAUAACUGAUUAUUCUAGAUAUGUAAAUAAAGAAAUUCUGCAGUGUGAACAGAUAAAGGAACUCGUGAUGACAAAUAGAGAAGUGGACAUUGGGCCUUUAAUUGAAAGCCUUGCUACUGUUUAUAGUACUUGCUGCCCUGGCCGCUACACAAUCUAUGAGCCAGUAAUCAGACUUAAAGGUCAAGCAAAAACUAUUCCUUCCCAACGACCUUUCAGUUCAAAAGAAGUACAAACCAAUUUACCAGAUCCUCAUUACCUAAAAAUGCUACAGCCUGCUGAAUACAAAGGUCUUCAAGGCAUACUGCAUGAGAUUGGAGGAACAGGAUCAUUUGUCUUCCUUUUUGCCCGGGUUGUAGAGAUCAGCAACUGUGAACAAACCCAAGCAUUGGCUGUGAAAGUUAUCCUUGCCUUAACAAAACAUAAUCAACAGAGAAUUCACGAAUUAGAAAACUGCAAUGGUUAUUCAAUGAUACACCAGGUGUUGAUAAAGCCCAAGUGUAUUGUUGGCUUUCAUAUUUUGCAGACUCUCCUUGCAGGGUGCUGCAGUGAGAAGAUGAUUCAUAUGAAUGAGAAUGGGCAAUUCAUCCUUGAUGUAGAGUCUAGAGCAGUAAUCCAAGAUGUUAAAUUAUUGGAAGAACUGUUGCUUGAUUGGAAGAUAUGGUCUAAAUCCCAGCAAGGUGUUUGGGAAAUGCUCUUAUCAGCUCUAGAAGUACUUAUCCAAGAUAAUCAUUGGCAACAGAUGUUUAACAUUAAGCAACUUCUAAAAGCACGAGUUGCGCAUCAUUUUCUGCGGACAUGUCAGGUUUUACAGGAACAUAAAGAGGAGUUUCUUACAUCUAUACCUACAGAGGUUUGCACAUCAUUUGUGAAAAUAAUUGAAGAAGUGCUUGGAUCUCCACCAGAUCUGGAAUUACUGACACUAAUCUUCAAUUUUCUCUUGGCAGUCCAUCCUGCUACUAAUACAUAUGUUUGUCAUAAUCCCAGAGACUUUUACUUUUCCCUGCACAUAGAUGGCAACAUUUUUCAGGAGAAGGUUCAAUCAAUCAUGUAUCUGAAAAAUUCUAGCAGUGGUGGAAAAUCUAGUGACAGCCCAGUUUUGGUAAUUAGAAGCCCAGCUGGAGUCUCUGUUGUACAGCAAGAAGGAAAUUAUUCUGAACCAAAAACAGCAGUUCCCCAGGCACCUGAACAGCUCUGUAAAAGCCUACCAGCUUCUCCUACUUUCUCUCCGCGAGAGUAUCAAAAAGGAUUAUGUGGGAAUGUGAAGAGGAGUGUUGACAAUCUACUUGUAGUCAGUGAAAAUAACUUGGUUGAACCUCUGCAGAAAAACCAUUUUGUAAAAAACAUGGAGGCCUUUAAAAGGAUGCAAGAGGAGCAUUUAAUCAGUAGUUGUGAGUCUGCAAAAACAAUUGUUGAUUUGGAAGAGGUAAUGUCUGCUGAAAGAGGUGAUAUUUCAAAGGAAGAGUUGGAAGUGUUGGACAAGACCAUUGAGAACAAAGAAACAGGACCAGAACUGAAGUCGGGUGAAGAUGUUGCUUCUGAAUCACCUCUGAGGCGUCCUGAUAUAUUGAACUUUUCAAGUUUUCCCUUUCAAAAAAGUCAUGGCAACUUUGCAGGCUUGGGAUUAGCCUUCUCCGGUCAUGGUGAAUCUGUGAUUGCUCGUUGGCCAAACCUGGCUGAUAAGGGGUUACCUUCUGAAGACUGGGAACAUCUUGUAUUCUCUUCAGCUGGUGAGCAGGCUCCUCAAGAAUCUGAAAGCACUGUUGAUAGAUCAAGAGAAGACUGUCUGGUGCAUGUAUGCUGCGGUCUUUAUCAGCUCUUGCGCAGAGUUCUUUUAAUCUUGCCAGAUGUCAUGCUUCCAGAUGUGAUGGACAAACUUAUACAGCCUGAUGUUCUUGUGGUUCUUGUGAAUCACCCAUCUACUCUCAUACAACAAGGAGUCAUUAAACUCUUGGACACAUAUUUCAGCAGAGCAACCAGGGAACAAAAGGAGAAAUUCCUGAAGAAUCGAGGGUUCUCCUUGUUGGCCAACCAGUUGUAUCUUCAUCAAGGAACUCAGAAACUUAUGGAAUUCUUCAUGGAAAUGCUGUUCGGUCGAUCAGUUGGCCUUGAUGAAGAAUUUGAUCUAGAAGAAGUAAAAAAUGCAGGACUUUUCCAAAAAUGGUGUGUGAUACCUGUUCUGGGCCUUAUAGAGAAUUCCUUGUAUGAUGGCAACUUGCUACAUAAUUCCUUCUGUUUCCUGCUCCAAAUAAUAAAUUCCUGCUCUAAAAUGGCAGACAUGAUGCUAGAUAAUGGCUUGCUAUAUACACUAUGUAAUACUUUGGCAGCACUUAAUGGAUUAGAAGCCAACAUCCUCUCAGAUGACUACAGGCUACUUGUGUGUGAUAUACAGCAGUUACUUGUAGCAGUAACAAUCCAUGCCUGCAGUUCUUCAGGUUCCCAAUAUUUUCGGAUCAUUGAAGAUCUCAUGGUGUUACUCGGGCAUCUUCAGAAUAGCCAGAAUGAAAGAACUCAGCAUAUGGCAGUAGCUUUGCAGUUCAGAGUCUUGCAGGCAGCUGUUGAGUACAUCAAGACUGCAGGAAAUCUAGACUCUGAAGAUAUGAGCAGUUCCUUUCCCACAUCUAUUGCACAUCAUCAGGCUAUAUUUCAGAAACGCAAAAGUCUUUCUGCAUCAAGAAAAUUUUCCCUUGCUCAGUCGGAUACAUUGCUAAUGAGAAUGCAUACAAUUGCAAGUGAAGAACUCACUUUGAUGAUGCAGCAGAGAAUGGGUCAAGAUAAUUCCUUUCAUGCCACUGAAGCAGAACUUAUGCAAAGACUACAAAGGAUUACGGUUCUAGCAACCAACAGGUUAAUGUAUCAAGAACUUUCUGACAACUAUCUUGAUAUGAUAGAGGCCUCUGUCCAGAGCAGAAUUUCCAUUUCACAAUUGGAAGAGACUGAAAAAGACAACCAACAGGAGUUACCUACUUAUAAAAGUCCUUUCCUCAAAGAAAUGUUUAAAAUAAUGAUUGAAGGAUUAUCAGUUAGCACAAGCCGGAUAAGCACCCCAAAGCAACAGUGGAAGAGAAUUCUCUUGUCCUGUAAGGAUACAUUUCGAGUACAGCUUGGAAGACUACUUGUGUAUUCUUUAUCUCCAAAACGCUGUUUACAAGAAAGAAAGCAAACUCUGGAGAUCUUAACUGAAAUUAAUCAGCAAGAAAUUUUGAGAGAUUGUCUAAGUCCAACUUUGCAACAUGGGCCCAAGUUGUCUCUCUACUUAUUUGAGUUAAUUCAUAAUCACAAGGAUGAAUUAACCAAUGAAGAGCAAUUGUCAGUGGGAGUUUUUAUGAAUGCAUUAAAACUUUGUGGUUACAAAUAUAUUCCUGUCAAUGCACCACCAAAGCCAGACCUCAUAAAAGCUAUGAAAGAGGACCAAAAGAAAUAUGAGGCAGAAGAAGAUGUAAACAAAGCUGCUUGGGAGAAAACAAUGGCUAAUAACCGACAAACUCUCUUUCAGCGUCUGGAUGCAAAAUCAAAGGACAUUUCUAAAAUAGCUGGUGAUAUCACCCAGGCUGUCUCCCUGUCCCAAGGAAUGGAAAGAAAGAAGGUGAUUCAGCACAUCAGAGGAAUGUAUAAAACAGACUUAAGUGCCAGCAGGCAUUGGCAGGAGCUUAUUCAGCAGCUUACACAUGAUAGAGCGCUCUGGUAUGACCCUGCCUCCUAUCCUACAUCUUGGCAACUAGAUCCAACAGAAGGUCCUAACAGAGAGAGGCGCCGUUUGCAAAGGUGCUACUUAACUAUUCCAAAUAAGUAUCUUCUUAAAGACAGACAAAAAUCAGAAGAAGUGAUUAAAUCGCCUCUGGCUUACCUUUCUGAAGACAAAACACAUUCAUCUCAUUCAUCUACUGUAAAAGAUAAAGCUGCCAGUGAGCAUAUAAGAGUUAAUCGAAGAUGUAUCAGUGUGGCACCAUCUAGAGAGACUCCUGGGGAAUUGCUACUAGGAAAAUGUGGAAUGUACUUUGUGGAAGACAAUGCUUCUGAUACAGUAGAAAGCCCAAGUUUUCAUGGAGAAACUGAACCAGCAUCAUUUUCAUGGACGUUUGAAGAAAUUAAAGAAGUGCACAAGCGUUGGUGGCAACUAAGAGACAAUGCUGUGGAAAUAUUUUUAACCAAUGGCAGAACUUUGCUGUUAGCUUUUGACAACACAAAGGUGCGUGAUGAUGUGUACCACAACAUCUUAACAAACAACCUCCCUAAUCUCCUGGAAUAUGGAAAUAUUACUGCAUUAACACACCUGUGGUACACUGGACAGAUCACUAAUUUUGAGUACCUUACUCAUUUAAAUAAACAUGCAGGCCGUUCUUUCAAUGAUCUCAUGCAGUAUCCAGUAUUUCCCUUUAUACUUUCUGACUAUACCAGUGAGACCCUGGACCUGAAUGAUCCUUCUAUUUAUAGAAAUCUGGUCAAACCAAUAGCUGUGCAGUCAAAAGAAAAGGAAGACCGUUACGUGGACACUUACAAGUAUCUAGAAGAAGAGUACCGUAAAGGAGCUAGAGAAGAUGACCCAAUGCCACCCGUGCAGCCUUAUCACUAUGGAUCUCAUUAUUCCAAUAGCGGAACAGUACUUCAUUUCCUGGUUAGAAUGCCUCCUUUUACAAAGAUGUUUUUAGCUUAUCAAGACCAGAGUUUUGAUAUUCCAGACAGAACCUUCCACUCCACUAAUACAACUUGGCGCCUCUCAUCAUAUGAAUCCAUGACUGAUGUAAAGGAGCUUAUUCCAGAAUUUUUCUAUCUACCCGAGUUUUUAGUUAACAGAGAAGGAUUUGAUUUUGGGGUACGUCAGAAUGGUGAACGAGUUAACCAUGUGAACCUUCCACCAUGGGCUCGAAAUGACCCCCGACUUUUUAUUCUAAUCCACCGUCAAGCUUUAGAAUCUGAUCAUGUUUCCCAAACAAUCUGUCACUGGAUUGAUUUAGUAUUUGGGUAUAAACAAAAAGGGAAGGCUUCAGUUCAAGCUAUCAAUGUCUUUCACCCUGCUACGUACUUUGGCAUGGAUGUAUCAGCUGUCGAAGAUCCAGUUCAAAGAAGAGCCCUAGAGACAAUGAUAAAAACAUACGGACAAACUCCUCGCCAGCUGUUCCACACUGCACAUGUCAGCAGACCUGGAUCAAAACUCAUUAUGGAAGGAGAACUCCCUGCUGCCAUGGGAUUAUUAGUGCAGUUCGCUUUCAGAGAAACAAGGGAGCAUACCAAAGAGAUUGUAUAUCCGAGUCCUUUACCUUGGAUCAAAGGCUUAAAGUGGGGAGAAUAUGUAGGUUCUCCUAGUGCCCCAGAUCCUGUGGUUUGCUUUAGCCAGCCACAUGGAGAAAGAUUUGGUUCCCUGCAGGCUCUGCCCACAAGAGCUAUUUGUGGUUUGUCCCGAAAAUUCUGUCUUCUGAUGAUAUAUAGCAAAGAGCAAGGUGUUAGAAGUAUGCACAGUACAGAUAUCCAGUGGUCAGCAAUCCUAAGUUGGGGUUAUGCUGACAAUAUUUUAAGACUGAAGAGCAAGCAAAGUGAACCUCCAAUUAACUUUAUACAAAGUUCACAGUUUCACCAGGUAACCAGUUGUGCUUGGGUGCCAGACAGCUGUCAACUUUUUACCGGUAGCAAAUGUGGUGUCAUCACAGCAUAUAUGAACAGAUUUACUAGUAGUACACCUUCUGAGAUUGAAAUGGAAUCCCAGGUGCAUCUCUAUGGCCAUACUGCAGAGAUUACUAGCUUGUUUGUCUGCAAGCCAUACAGCAUAAUGAUAAGUGUAAGCCAAGAUGGAACCUGCAUCAUAUGGGAUUUGAACAGGUUGUGCUAUGUGCAAAGUCUUGCUGGACACAAGAGCCCUGUAACAACAGUAUCUGCUAGUGAAACAACAGGAGACAUUGCAACAGUUUGUGAUUCAGUUGGUGGUGGCAGUGAUCUCAGACUUUGGACAGUGAAUGGUGAUCUUGUGGGACAUGUGCACUGUAGGGAAAUUAUACGCUCUGUUGCUUUCUCUAACCAGCCUGAAGGAGUCUCUAUCAAUGUGAUUGCUGGUGGUUUAGAAAAUGGGGUUGUACGGCUGUGGAGCACAUGGGAUUUGAAACCUGUGCGAGAAAUUACAUUUCCUAAGUCAAAUAAACCUAUUGUGAGCCUUACAUUUUCCUGUGACGGCCAUCACUUGUACACAGCAAAUAAUGAAGGAACUGUUAUUGCUUGGUGUCGCAAGGACCAACAACGCUUGAAGCUCCCCAUGUUCUAUUCAUUCCUAAGUAGCUAUGCAGCUGGCUGAUAACACUGCAUGCUCCUUAUCUUGGUUACUUUUGAAGCACUUUCAGUCCAGAAUAGAUCACAGAGCCUCUCUGGUUUUAAAUGGAUUUUAAAAAACAUUGAACAUCUUCAUGAUAAGUGAGCAGAUGAGCAAGACAUUUAUGAAAGGCUGUUGUGUAUGAUCAUGCACCAACUUUAUAAAUCAUAUCACAAUUAUAUGAAAAUUCUGGCCUGCUUUUUUGGUACCAAGAGAACUGUAGAUGGCUGCGCUAACCCGAAAGUUUAAAUGCUGCAAUGUAUAAUGUAAAAAUAUUUUUACACAUCAUUUCAUGAACGCAUAUAUUAUAAAUCCUGAGGCACUAGUAAUGACUUUUGCUCCUUUGUGAUGUAAAAAAUAGAAUUAAAAUUUUUCAAAGGUUUAUUUAAAAAAAA